Molecule: messenger RNA, 665 nt
Organism: Armigeres subalbatus
Lineage: Eukaryota; Metazoa; Arthropoda; Insecta; Diptera; Culicidae
Product: cuticle protein 19-like
Exons: 2
Coding region: 122-469 (115 amino acids)
Cellular component (GO): extracellular matrix
Source: RefSeq, a predicted model, not a curated record
CGGAACAAAAAAGAGAGAAAUGACGAAUAACAAAAAACGGAACCGUCUAACGGUAUAAAAGUUCUGUACUAAGUUGAAAUCGAUAUCAGUUCAAGCACAAACUGCAUACAGGAAAUCCACGAUGUUCAAGAUCAUUGCUCUGGUUGCCUGUUUGGCCGUAGUUGCCUCCGCUCAGUACUAUGGAGGAGAUCACGGUCACCACCAUGAAGAUUACCAUUCGCACCCGAAAUACAAGUUCGAAUAUGGCGUCAAGGAUGGACACACCCACGAUCACAAGAGCGCCUGGGAGCACCGCGACGGUGACCACGUGAAGGGACAGUACACCCUGGAUGAGGCUGAUGGCACCCAUCGCGUUGUGGAUUACAGCUCGGACCAUAAGGGAGGAUUCCAGCCUCAUGUUCAGCGCAAGGGACACGCUCACCAUCCACAUCACGGAGAAAGCUACGCCAACAUCGAUCAGCAUUACUGAAGAUUGUAUUAUAAUACAAUAAUGCAUUCAUGAAAAUAUUAUUCUUUGAAGAAAUUAAAACUUUUUAUAAUGAAACAUAUGUUAUUCAAAUUCAAAAAAAAAUAGUUUUGGGCGUGUCGACGCGUGGACAGGCCUAUUAUUAUGAACAGGCCUAGGAUGCAUGUGUCAAAUUAAAGAUCCGGUCAGUCAUCGUGAG